UUUUCCGUAAUUGAGAUGAAGCCACAGGGACGAAAUCUGUAAUCAACUCAAUGUUUUUUAUUUGAAUGCUUUUGUGGCUAAUUUAGAAUUAUUGGGAAAUUGAGUGGUUAAACUAUAAAAGAGAUCUUCUUUUUGGGUGGGAGCGAAGGGGUGUUACUUCCUUCUCUCCCAAGGCAUCUCUAUUUUUCGCUAUUCAUUGUUCUUUACACUACACAAUUAAACUCUGCGGCAACAGUUUUCUUCUCCGAUCCCGAUAACUAACUUCGUCCCUCUAAGCUUCGAGAUGUCAUCAUCAUAUCUUCCAGCCACAACCGAGUCACUUGACAUGGCUUCAGAAGCCAAAAACCGAUCAGAGGCUAUCACCAUUCUUUAUCAGAUCUUAGAUAACCCAGCUGCUUUUUCUGAAGCGCUACGGGUCAAGGAGCAGGCAAUUGCUAAAUUGUCUGAUCUUCUCAGGGAAGAAGGUAGAGGAGAGGAUCUCCGUGGUCUUUUGACCAUGUUGAGGUCCUUCUUUUCACUGAUUCCAAAGGCCAAAACUGCAAAAAUAGUAAGGGGUAUCAUUGACUCUGUUGCAAAGAUACCAAACACCACUGAUCUUCAGAUAUCACUUUGCAAAGAAAUGGUGGAGUGGGCCCGUUCUGAGAAGCGUACAUUCUUGAGGCAGCGUGUCGAGGCCAGGCUUGCUGCUUUGUUGAUGGACAGCAAGGAGUACUCGGAAGCUCUCACCCUUCUUUCUGGAUUGGUAAAAGAGGUCAGAAGAUUGGAUGACAAACUGCUCCUUGUCGAUAUUGACUUGUUAGAAAGCAAAUUGCACUUCUCGUUGCGAAAUCUCCCCAAAGCAAAAGCUGCACUCACGGCUGCUAGAACAGCUGCAAACGCGAUCUAUGUUCCUCCAGCUCAACAAGGUACCAUAGAUUUACAGAGUGGAAUUCUCCAUGCCGAGGAGAAAGAUUAUAAAACUGCCUACAGUUACUUCUUUGAAGCAUUUGAAGCAUUCAAUGCUCUUGAUGAUCCCAGAGYAGUUUACAGUCUCAAAUAUAUGCUGCUAUGCAAAAUCAUGGUGAACCAGGCUGAUGAUGUAGCUGGAAUAAUCUCUUCGAAAGCUUUGAAAUUCUUAGGGCCAGAACUUGAUGCAAUGAAAGCUGUUGCCGAUGCUUAUUCGAAGAGGUCAUUGAAGUUGUUUGAAAUCGCCCUUCAGGAUUUCAAGGCUCAGUUAGACGAAGACCCUAUUGUCCAUAGACACCUUUCCUCGCUUUAUGACACGCUGUUGGAGCAAAACUUGUGCAGAUUGAUUGAACCGUUUUCAAGGGUGGAGAUCGCUCACAUUGCUGGACUCAUUGAGCUUCCAGUGGAGCAUGUGGAGAAGAAACUGUCUCAGAUGAUAUUGGACAAGAAGUUUGCUGGAACCCUGGAUCAGGGCGUUGGGUGUCUCAUCAUCUUUGACAAUCCAAAGGCAGAUGCGAUCUAUCCUUCAACACUCGAGACCAUUGAAAACAUGGGCAAGGUUGUCGAUAGCUUGUUCAUGAGAUCAGCCAAGAUAAUGGCGUGAGCGGAUUCCCUGGUUAUGAAAUAUGUAUGCAUGAAAGCUUUUGUUGAAGCGUGUGGAAAUACUAAGGAUGCGAAAGCUUGUUAUUGGUGGGAAACCUGUUUCGAUGUAUGUAAUUCAAUCAGAAUGAUUUGUCAUCAUAUAGUACAAAUUUAUAUUGCGCAUACAACAGAAACAAGAGCUCUUAUUGAUACGUAUAAUUUUAGAAUGGUUUAUGUAUGAAAUCUACUUUCAUGAUGCUACAUGUAUGCAUUGUUGUUGAAAGUGUAUGAUUUUUGACAUUUUAAACCAAAGUUGGAGAAUUAAUAAAUAUGUUUGUUGUUCAACAUCAUAUAUAUAUAUUGGAACACGGUAAAAUAUGUUAUUGUUUUAUUGGGUGUUGUUUGGUAA
Cynara cardunculus var. scolymus (artichoke) is the source of this 1936-nucleotide messenger RNA. RefSeq names its product 26S proteasome non-ATPase regulatory subunit 11 homolog. Bases 284 to 1549 code for a protein of 421 amino acids. Gene Ontology annotation, molecular function: structural molecule activity. The transcript is spliced from 4 exons. Lineage: Eukaryota; Viridiplantae; Streptophyta; Magnoliopsida; Asterales; Asteraceae. Gene Ontology annotation, biological process: ubiquitin-dependent protein catabolic process. The record is from RefSeq and is a predicted model, not a curated record. Gene Ontology annotation, cellular component: proteasome regulatory particle, lid subcomplex.